Neltuma alba is the source of this 1501-nucleotide messenger RNA. RefSeq names its product pectate lyase-like. The record is from RefSeq and is a predicted model, not a curated record. NCBI's taxonomy places the organism in Eukaryota, Viridiplantae, Streptophyta, Magnoliopsida, Fabales, Fabaceae. Gene Ontology annotation, molecular function: pectate lyase activity. The coding region runs from base 35 to 1246 and encodes 403 amino acids. The transcript is spliced from 2 exons.
AUCCCCCUUCAGUACAAACAAAAACGAUAUCAUAAUGGCCUAUCAUCUUCCUCUCUCUCUUCUCCUCCCUGCCAUCUCUCUUUUCUCACUUGUUUCCUCUUCAGCUGUGCCACACCCUCACCUAGUUGCCCAAGACGUACACAGGAGAAUCAAUGCGUCUAGAAGAAACCUGGCGUAUCUAUCGUGCGGAACUGGGAACCCCAUAGAUGACUGCUGGCGUUGUGACCCCAACUGGGAGAAAAACCGUCAGAGGCUGGCUGAUUGCGCCAUUGGCUUCGGUAAGGACGCCGUCGGAGGAAGAAGCGGCCGAAUCUAUGUCGUCUCCGACUCGGGGGAUGACGACCCAGUGAACCCCAAGCCGGGUACUCUCAGGCACGCCGUCAUACAGGAGGAGCCACUGUGGAUCAUCUUCAACAGAGACAUGGUGAUCAAUCUGAAGCAAGAGCUCAUCAUGAACUCCUAUAAGACCAUCGACGGGAGAGGAGCCAGUGUUCACAUCGCCGGCGGCGGCUGCAUUACCAUCCAUUACGUCAACAACGUCAUCAUCCACGGGAUUCACAUCCACGACUGUAAGCCCACGGGGAACACGGAGAUCAGAGACUCUCCCACCCACUCUGGGUUCUGGACGGUGUCGGACGGAGACGGCAUCUCCAUUUUUAACUCCAACAACAUAUGGGUCGACCACUGUUCCUUAUCCAACUGCCACGACGGGCUCAUCGACGCCACCCAUGGAUCCACGGCCAUCACCAUCUCCAACAACUACAUGACCCACCACGACAAGGUGAUGCUGUUGGGUCACAGUGACGAAUACGCGCAAGACAAGGACAUGCAGGUGACGGUGGCGUUUAAUCACUUCGGAGAAGGGCUUGUGCAGAGAAUGCCGAGGUGCAGGCACGGCUAUUUCCACGUGGUGAACAACGAUUACACUCACUGGGAGAUGUACGCCAUUGGAGGGAGUGCCGAACCCACCAUUAACAGCGAAGGGAAUAGGUUCCUUGCCCCUGAUAAUAGCGCCAGUAAAGAAGUGACGAAGCACGAGGAUGCUCCGGAGAGCGAGUGGAAGAACUGGAAUUGGAGAUCGGAAGGGGAUCUUUUCUUGAACGGGGCAUUCUUCACGCAAUCCGGCGCUGGAGCUUCUUCUACCUAUGCUAGGGCGUCGAGUCUCAGUGCUAGGCCGUCUUCCCUGGUUGGUUCCAUCACCGUCAGUGCUGGUGCACUUAUCUGCAGAAAGGGCAGUCGUUGCUGAUAAGCCAACCACCACGGAAUUGCUUUCUUAGCUAAAGAAUAAAGUCUGGGAAAUUGUUGUGUCCUUAAAUCGCUUCCCACUAGCAGUUUCUUAUAGCUAUAUAUACAUAUAUAGACACAUGCAGCGUCCCCCUGAGCUUAGUCGUCGACUUCACUUCAAUUUGAUUAUGUAUUGUAACAGUCCUUGUCCUUUGCAUUUUAAUGGCAAAGAUGGGUCUCAAAGUAUGAAUGGGAACGCAUGUGAAUGUUGGCUUCA